AACGUAUAUUCUCUGAUUUAGGAAAAUAUCCAGAGGAGAGGAAAAAAAAAAAAAAAAAAAAUUCCCCUUCUCUCCAAUGGCGUUCUCUGCAAUUUCUACCCGUUGCCUUUUUUCUUCCUCUACCCCAGAACCCCCAUCAAGUUCUUCACCUCAAAACUCAGUUUCUUUUAGGUUUUCACAGUCAAAACUAAACGGUCGCAAACCCAUAUCGAUUCGAGCAGUUUCGGUUUCAGCUGCUCCUACAUCUGAGGGCACCACACCUGCGAUUUCGCUCACUGAUAAUGCACUGAAGCACUUGAAUAAGAUGAGGUCUGAUCGUAAUGAAGAUUUGUGCUUGAGAAUUGGUGUUAAGCAGGGUGGAUGCUCUGGCAUGUCUUAUACAAUGGAAUUUGAAAAUAGAGCAAAUAAGCGACCGGACGAUUCCAUCAUUGAAUAUAAUGGUUUUGUGAUUGUUUGUGAUCCAAAGAGCCUUCUUUUCGUAUUUGGGAUGCAGUUAGACUACAGUGAUGCUCUGAUUGGCGGAGGCUUCUCCUUUAAGAACCCAAAUGCUACACAAACUUGUGGCUGUGGUAAAUCCUUUGCCGCAGAGAUGUGAAAGUACAUGUAAAACAACUGAACUGGGAGUAAAAUAGAUUAUAUGUAAGAAUUAA
Messenger RNA from Juglans microcarpa x Juglans regia, 650 nucleotides. RefSeq names its product iron-sulfur assembly protein IscA, chloroplastic-like. Gene Ontology annotation, cellular component: chloroplast stroma. The record is from RefSeq and is a predicted model, not a curated record. Gene Ontology annotation, biological process: iron-sulfur cluster assembly. Lineage: Eukaryota; Viridiplantae; Streptophyta; Magnoliopsida; Fagales; Juglandaceae. Gene Ontology annotation, molecular function: protein-macromolecule adaptor activity; iron-sulfur cluster binding.